AUGAAAGGAGAAAUAUUUGCUUCAACUUCACAAUUAAAUUUAGAUGUUCUUCUAGAUAAUGGGCAAUCUUUUAGGUGCAAAAAGGAACAAAAUCAAAAUUGUUGGAUUUGUGUAUUUUAUCAUCGUGUUUGGAGGAUAUGGAGAAUAGAUAAUGAAAGGAUUGGAUAUGAAGUUUGCCAUAAUUUUGACGAAGAAAUGAGGGAUUCUAAAGAUUUACUUGAAGAAUAUUUUCAGUUGGAUAUAGAUUUGGAACAACUUUACAAGGAGUGGGCUUCAAAGUGUAGUUAUUUUCGAAAAUUGAUUGAGGAGAAGGGGGAGGUUUUUAAAGGAAUUCGUAUAUUGAAACAAGAACCAUUGGAGGCUUUAUUUGCAUUCAUAUUCUCUGCUAACAACAAUAUUUCGAGAAUUUCAAGUUUGAACUAA
Molecule: messenger RNA, 423 nt
Organism: Meloidogyne enterolobii
Lineage: Eukaryota; Metazoa; Nematoda; Chromadorea; Rhabditida; Meloidogynidae
Source: the annotation of a GenBank genome assembly